Messenger RNA from Lycium ferocissimum, 2036 nucleotides. RefSeq names its product disease resistance protein Pik-1-like. Bases 1085 to 1513 code for a protein of 142 amino acids. The record is from RefSeq and is a predicted model, not a curated record. Lineage: Eukaryota; Viridiplantae; Streptophyta; Magnoliopsida; Solanales; Solanaceae. The transcript is spliced from 3 exons.
AUUAUAUAAAAAAGAUUUUAAAAAAAAAUUGAUUCCCAAUCAAACAUCACCAAAUAAAUUGAAAUACAAAGUAGUACCAAACGCCGAAGACUUGAAAGGAUACAAAGCGUUUACUGACUCGGUAGUAUGAACACGUUGAUAAGCUUUGCCCUUAUGUCAACCUACUAGAAAGUUCCAACUCUAACUCAUUACCAAAGUUCAAUAGUUUGAGUUUCUUGACUUUUUAUUUGGUACAAUUAAUGAUGAUCAAUUCGUCAUCUUAUUUUUUUAGGGCAAGUCCACAGCCCUUCUUGUGGAAAAAUAGAGAAAUAAAAAAACAAUCAACAACUUACAUGUCCAGACACAAUAAGUAGCAAGGUACACCAACUAGGCCGUGUAAUGAGAAGUUAUGCUUUAGGUUAACGGAAGAAUAAUUAAGAUUAAAUAGCGUUCACUUUUUAUUUUUGGACUCUGUUCUUUAAAUAUAGCUACUAUCAUCGAGUUUAAAAUUCUAACAAUAAAGUUUUAUAAUACUGUCCAAAAUCCCACGACAAGAACUAUUUUUAACUAUAGGACUUUAUUAGUAGCUAUUUAUGAAUUCUACCCAAUAAUUGAUGGUAACUGAUAAUCUCUUCUACAUUCAACCAACACCGCGGGAAAAAGUUGUGCACACGAAAACUUAAAAAAUAGAGAGAAAAAAAAGAAGAAGAGAAGACUUGUAAAAAAAAUUGUAUACUCCAACGUUCUACAAAAUAAGAGAAGUCAGCAUGGAGUGACUCUUUACAGCUAGAAAGGGAUCGUUUUAGAAAUAUUUUGCAUCUCUUAAUUCCUCAUGUAACUACUGUUUUGUCCUACUAAUGAAUGAGACAAAUUAUCAUUAGUUAUAAAUGUAAUUAACAGUAUCUUUGAUUGCGAGAAUUUAUACGAUGCAAUGCCGUGGCGGCUGUCUGAAUAUUCCUAGAAAUAUAUAAUUAGUGUAAGGUUUUUCCACGUGAUUUAGGUAUAAAUACGAGGACAAGAUCAAUCAAAAUUGUAAACUCGCAACCUCGUAAGUGUCGAAGACAAUCCAAAAAUUCCAAAGGAGAAGUUUUAAGAAGAGGGAACAAUGAAGACAAAGGUGGUUGUUAAUGUGUCAGUGAAUGGAGGUCAAUCUUGUCCAAGUAAUUGGAAGCGUAUUUUUUGUUGCCUGGUUCAAGACACUUCAUGCAAGGAUAAGGCCAUGACAAUUGCAGCAACUUUACCAGGGGUGGAGAAAGUAAGUAUAGAAGCAGCAAAUAACUUGUUGACAGUGAUAGGAGUGGGAAUAGACACAGUAGAGCUGGUGAAUAUACUUAGGAAGAAAGUUGGAUUUGCCACUGUUGUGAGUGUUGGUCCAGAGGAUGAAAAGAAGAAAGAAGAAAAACCUGCUGAUGACAAGAAAGGACAGCCAGUUCCAGGAGUUUAUUGUUGUAAUAAUAAUCAUGUCCGCCCUAUGGUUGAGAUGUUUGAAAUUAGAGAUCCUUACUAUUACAACAACUCAUGCUAUCCUUGGUGAUAAACUCAGAUUAAAAUACGAAGAAUUAUAGUAUAAUAUCAAGGUAUGGUGAUUGAGUCAAAAAAAAAAAAAAAGUAUAGAAAAAUUGAGAUUGAUUCCUUAUAAGCACAUUAAUUAUCUUCUUGUCAAUUGUGUUGGCUUGACAUCUAAUGUGUUGAACUUGUAGUGGUUCCUGGAGUACUUACUUUUGUACUUAGCAGAGUUGAAAUUAAUUAAGUGUAAUACACAAUUUUCCCAAUUUGCUUCAACAAAUAUGUGAUGGUGUUAAUGGUGUGAAAAUUUCUCCACUGUGCUAGAUUAAUGCCAUUCAUAUAUCCUCCGUGGUUUCAAAUUAAUGAAACUAUAUAUGCACUUUAAUUAGCAUAAGGCGUAUUGAAGUGUUGGAGUGUUACUGCUACAUUAUUUCUUUCGCAACUAAUAAUGUUCCGGUAAGAGAUAGUAAUAAGGAAUUGUUAUAACAACAAGAAUUACGUCCUUGCAAAUUUUAUAUAUGGCCGGUGUUUGAUUGAUCGGGUGCAAAAUU